Molecule: messenger RNA, 1709 nt
Organism: Triticum dicoccoides
Lineage: Eukaryota; Viridiplantae; Streptophyta; Magnoliopsida; Poales; Poaceae
Product: cytochrome P450 76M5-like
Exons: 3
Coding region: 1-1551 (516 amino acids)
Molecular function (GO): oxidoreductase activity, acting on paired donors, with incorporation or reduction of molecular oxygen; monooxygenase activity; heme binding
Source: RefSeq, a predicted model, not a curated record
AUGGAGACUUCUACUAUACUAUGGCUCCUCUACGUCUCGGCCGCUUCUUGCGUCCUCUACAAGGUCUUCCUCUGUGGCAGAAACAACCCAAAGACGAGCUCCAGCAAUGCGCGACGGCCGCCGGGACCGACGCCAAUCCCUUUCGUCGGCAACAUCUUCCACCUGCAAGGCGAGCCGCACCACGCCCUGGCAAGGCUCGCCGGGGUGUACGGCCCCGUCAUGUCCUUGAAGCUCGGCACGACCACUGCCAUCGUCGCCUCCUCCGCGUCGGGCGCCCGUGACAUCCUGCAGAAGUACGACCACCUCCUGGCCGCGCGGUCCAUCACCGACGCCGGGCGCGCGCUGGGAAACCACGAGCGCUCCAUCGUGUGGCUGCCGUGCACCAGCCCGCUCUGGAAGCGCCUCCGCGCCGUGUGCACCAACCACCUAUUCUCGGCGCGCGGCCUCGAAGCGACGCGGGCCGUGCGGGAAGAGAAGGUGAGGGAGCUGGUCGGCUCCCUCCGCGCACACCACGCCGGCGAGGCCGUGGACGUCGGCCGUGUCGUGUUCUCCGGGGUGCUAAACCUCGUGUCCAACGUGCUGUUCUCCGAGGACGUGGCCGACAUGAGCUCGCACCGCGCGCAGGAGCUGGAGGUGCUCAUCAGGGGCAUGGUGGAGGAGUUCACCAAGCCCAACUUGUCGGACCUCUUCCCGGUGCUCUCCGCGCUAGACUUGCAGGGCCGCCGCCGGCGCACCACUCAGUACCUGAGGCGGUUCAAUGACUUCUUCGACCCGAUCAUCGGCCGCCGUAUGAAAUACGAAGGCGAAAGGAAAGAUGAUUUCUUAGACGUGCUACUCCAGCUUCAUUCCGUGGAUCAGCUCAGCCUCGAGGCUCUCAAUUGCUUUCUUUCGGGAACGAUAUUAACUGCUUGUAUUGAGGUUGAAAAAGCGCCAGGAGACUUGUUCGUGUCAGGGGCGGAGACUAACUCGAUCACAGUGGAGUGGACGAUGGCUGAGCUACUCCGGCAACCGGCCGUGAUGUCAAAGGUUCGCGCCGAGUUGCGGGAAGCUCUCGGCUCGAAGCAGCACCCUGAUGAGUCCGACGUCGGCAGGAUGCCAUACCUGCGCGCCGUGGUGAUGGAGACCAUGCGGCUUCACCCGCCGAGCCCACUCCUGAUGCCACACGAGGCCAUGGCCGACGGAGCCGAGGUCGGCGGCUUCGCUGUGUCCAAGGGCACCAAGCUGAUCGUCAAUCUGUGGGCCAUCAUGCGAGACCCAGCGCUGUGGAAGCAGCCCGAGGAGUUCAUCCCUGAGAGAUUCCUAGGGGCGGACAUGGAUUUCCGGCGCAAGGACCAGGGGGAGUUCAUGCCGUUCGGGGCAGGAAGGAGGGCGUGCCCUGGGACACCCAUGGCCACGAGGGUGGUGACGCUGAUCCUCGCGUCUGUACUUCACGCGUUUGAGUGGAGAUUGCCCGACGGGAUGCAGCCAUGCGACGUCGAUGUUAGGGGCCGGUUUGGCACGUCGCUCAAAAUGGUCACGCCACUCAAGGCCGUGCCGGUGCCGUUGUUCUAGUAGCUAGAGUUGCACCGAUGUCCUUCUUAAUUAGUCUCAUUAUGCACGCAGGGCACACAUGAUCACUGCGGCUAUUUGAUUUCAGGUUGAUUUGAAAACUAUCCUUAGGUGAUACUGUGAGACAAGUGAUCAUAGUCAUGUAAAAAUACUAAGUGACG